Messenger RNA from Drosophila navojoa, 6488 nucleotides. RefSeq names its product Enhancer of Polycomb (gene E(Pc)). Gene Ontology annotation, biological process: regulation of transcription by RNA polymerase II. The record is from RefSeq and is a predicted model, not a curated record. Lineage: Eukaryota; Metazoa; Arthropoda; Insecta; Diptera; Drosophilidae. Gene Ontology annotation, cellular component: NuA4 histone acetyltransferase complex.
AGACGAAGUAACAGCCACAAAAUGUCGAAACUAUCAUUUAGAGCACGCCACCUGGAUCCGUCCAAGCAGAUGCCCAUUUACUUGGCGGAGGAGCUGCCCGAUUUGCCAGAGUAUUCGGCCAUUAAUCGCGCCGUGCCACAGAUGCCAAGUGGCAUGGAGAAAGAGGAAGAGUCGGAACAUCAUUUGCAGCGAGCCAUUUGCACUGGGCUAAUCAUACCCACGCCAGAGGUGCUGCAAACGGAUCAGCAGUUCUACGAUGCCUACUAUCCGCCAGACUACAAAAUGCCCCGCCAAAUGAUUCACAUGCAGCCCCUGGGCCUGGACACUGAGGUGCCGGACUAUGACCUGGAUAGCGCGGAUGCGGAAUGGCUGAGCCAACAGCAACGCUUGCAGCUGACCGAGCUGAAGUUCGAACAAAUGAUGGAUCGGCUGGAGAAGAGCUCCGGCCAAACAGUUGUCACACUCAAUGAGGCGAAAACGUUGCUCAAUCAGGACGACGAGACUAGCAUAUCAGUGUACGACUACUGGCUGAACAAGCGCCUCAAAAUGCAACAUCCGCUGAUACUCACCGUCAAGACGGAGAGCCGACCGGGGGCGAGUUCCAAUAAUCCCUAUCUGGCGUUUCGACGACGCACUGAGAAGAUGCAAACCCGAAAGAAUCGCAAAAACGACGAAGCCUCCUACGAGAAGAUGCUUAAGUUGCGACGCGACCUGCAACGCGCUACAACUAUAUUGGAAAUGGUGCGACGUCGCGAGGAAACCAAGCGAGAUCAUCUGAAGAUGACGGUCGAUAUCUUUGAGAAGCGUGUCGAGAUGCGCGACUUUAACGGUGCAGUCUACUCGGAGCUGAAUGCCCAAUAUAAGAACUCGAGACCCGUAUACAAUUCGUUGUAUGCGAAUCAAUACUCACAAGGCGCUCCGGCGGCUGGCACAACAGCCAGUGGUGCUCUGCUAGCUGGCGGUGGUGUGCUGUCUCCUGGCAUAUUGGCAACGGGAGCGAACAGCAACGCGGCCGUCUAUGGGCAGGCAUCGCAGUACCUGAACACAUCGAGUAUGACUAUGGAGGGCAUCAGCGCUGGCAGUGGCAACGGCAGCAGCAGUCGAAAGGAGAAACGGCCGUAUAAGAAGCGCAAACACAAACUUCCGCGCGAUAAGCAAUUGCAGCAGCAACAACACCACCAGCAGCAACAACAACAGCAGCAACAACAGUAUUUGCCGGGCAUGGGCCUGGCGUCCUCAGCGUCGGGCAUUUCGCCUGCGCAUCUGCAUCGGCUUAAUCGCCAGAGCUCAUCGCCGGCAGGCAACGACUCAAUUGCGGACAGCGAUGAGGACGACUAUCUCGCUGUCGGCGCACAGAACGGCAAUAAGAUGGGCUCCGAGAGCGAGGAGGAGGCGCCGUUUGCAUUUAGACGCAGGCCCAGGUGUAAUUACCUGCGGACGCGUGCCGUUGACGAAGGUCGUUGGCCCUGGGAAGCGCCCGCUGACGAGGAUGCGCCGCCCGGUGCGGCCGGUGGUGUUGACGCUAAAUAUCGUUAUACGCUAACAUCGAUCAACUAUGACAGACCACGCUGCAUAGGCUUUGCGCGCCGGCGUCUGGGUCGCGGCGGACGUGUGCUGCUUGACCGGGCCAGCACCUGUUACGACGACCUGUGGUCCCAGUUCGACUAUACGGUGCUGGACAGUGUUGUGAAGAGCGGCAAGCCCUCGAAGUACGAUCGUAAACAGCAACUGUCCAAGCCCAGCUCCCCGCCAACCGUAGUGGAUCUGCCCACCAACAAGGCGGAUAAGAUAACUGGGGAUGGCAGCGCGACACCCGAGGCGGUCCUUAAGGUCGAGCCGGCCGGUGAACAGGUGCUGCCCAAGGAGGAGCGGCAGCAGGAAGAGGAGGACGAAGAUGUUGACGAAGAGGAUGACCUGUGCUCAGAGGAUGAGAAUGUGUCGCGUCUGAACAUCUACAGCUCAGCGGUGACGUUGCAGCAAAGUCCCUUCGAUAAGCGCAUGAAACGCCGUCGACUGCACCGCAAGAAACAACAAAUGCGGGAGCAGAAUGCCGCGAAGCGUCUGAAGAGCGCAGUCGUGGAUAGCGAGGACGGCGUGGCUGUGGACGAGGAUACGCCGCGACUGCUUCCGCUGCCUAGGUCGUAUCUGCAACGCUUGGCACUGGCGCUGCAUUCGACGACGACGGCCGCUACAGCGGCAGCGGCAGCGGCAGAGGCAACUGCAGCUGCAGCUGCAACGAAAAUGCAGACGGAAGUGUUAACGGAUGCAAACGGAAUGAGUUUGGGAAAGCAGCCGCAGCAAGAGCUGGAGAUGAAGCAGGAAGUAUGCGAUGAGCUGAUAGAGCAGUCACGCCACGCUAAUCAUCAGCACCACCGUUCCAAUAAUAAUAAUAACAACAACAACAAUACCGUGUUUAAUAAUAACAACAACAACAACAAUAGUAGUAGUAGUAGUAAUAUGAAUAAGAAUGUUAGCAUUAGCGAAAAAUUCAAUGUGAUAAAAGUGGAGGAUGAGGAUGCGGACGGAGACGAUGGGACAACUCGGCUUGAGCAGCCUGUGGCCUCCACCUCAGCAGCGGCAGCAGCAGCCCGCGCUGCCGAGGCAGCAGCUGCAGCGACAACAACAAAUGCAAUCGGAUCUGCAAGUUCAGCGACCGAGGCCGAGGUCGAGGAAGUGGCCAGGACGAUAAAGCGCGAACUGAUCGAUGCCGAUGACUCGAACGAGCCGUUGAGCAGCAUACGUACAGCAGCAUCAAUGCAGAGCAAGCAGCAGGAGCAGCAUCAGGACUUGAUGGACGACGACGAGGCCGAAGAUGAUGUAAAUCUGGCACAGCUCAGCAGCAUUAUAAAGCACACAGCCGUCAAGAAGGAGCUGCAGGCGCAACAGCAACAGCAGCAGAAGCGGCAAAGGCAGGAGGAGAAACAACAGCUGGAGAGCCAAACACGAUGCUUCAAUCAGAUGCCCGAUGUCAUUCGUCUGCACGAUAAGCAACUGCACAUUGACGCUGGGGACCUGGAUGCGACGGCUCCAGGGCCAACGGAGGACGACAGCGAGGCCUAUGACUACAUGGGCGGACUGUCGCCAACAUCUAGCCAGCGCCUGGACAUCUGCAAUGAGCUGCUGUCGGAGAUCAGGCGCGACUGGCUGCACUUUCGGCCAAAGACGCCCACGGACGAGCUGUCGGACAGCAAUCAGGAGGACGAGGACAAUGGCAAGCUCUGCGAUGCUGCGGUAGUCGACUGGACACAGGACACGCCCAUCAGCAUCGAGCUGAGCCUGUUGGGCAAGUGCAGUGACGACGACGAUCCCGCCAGCGAAGCCCACUUCAUGAGCACCGCCUUCAAGUACACGGAUCUCGACGCGGAUGCUCAGCUGCUGCAAACCGCCUAUGCGCUGGACUAUGCGCGCGACAGCAGCGAUCGAAGUCCCGAUCACACAAACGGCGACUGCUCCGACACUGGUUCGGGCCUGGGCUCGGCCUCUGGUGAGGGCUCUGCGCUGGAGUUCAACCUCAGCGGCGGCGAUUCGCUCAACGAUAUCAAUCUGCUGGGCGACGAUCUGGUCAACAAUAUACUGCACGAGUGCAGCAUGGAUGAUCCCAAGAAUCAGGCUGCCAACUUCUGGAACAUCCUGGAUGGCGAGACGGCUGUCGAUGAUGUGGACAACGCUGAGAGUCUACUCGACUGCAAAGCAACCACCGCCUCCGAACUGAAGCGUGCGGCACGCCAUCGCUCGCACCACCGCGGCCCAUCCGCUCCCCUCGGUAGCUCCAGCUUCAGAACAGCCGAUGUGCCGUCCUCCUUCUUUUGCCAGGCACCACCCGUCAAGGAGGAGCCCCCGCCGUCGGCGCAGCCAUUGCCAGAAGCCGCACCGCCAGAGCAAACGCAAGCCAUCAAGGUGGAACCGGCGGAGGGCACAACCACACCCUCGAUCACAUUGCCACAUUCAGCAGAAAUCAGCCUAACGACAUCCUCGCCCGCCAACGCAUUGCCUGUUGGAGCUUCGGCGCCUGCUGUGCCAGUGCCAGCACCACAGCUGGUGCCAGCCACACCAACUGCAGCGCCGCUGAUCGCCACCAGCACAGCCGCCACCCAUCUGCUCAACAUACCCGCCCAAAUCACAACGCAGCAGCAGCAGCAUCAACAGCAGCAGCAACAAUUGCCGCAGCAAUCGAAGCCUGCCCAGGUGGCUGUGACGCAGCAGCUGCUGAAUCAGUUUGCCGCCAGCGCGACGCCAGCUGCCACUCAGCUGAUUGCGCGGACAGAGUUUGUCAGCAGCGGCACGGCCGUGGGGGAUAUCGUGACCAUAACGCCGCACACGGGCAGCAGUCCGCUGCCGGCGUUGACUCCGCAGCAGCAGCAGCUGCAGCAUCAGCUGGCGCAGGCGCAGCUGCGCAAUGUCACGGUGCAGCAGAGGCAGGCGACACCCCAGCAACAGCAGCAGCAGCAACAGCAGCAGCAAGUGCAGCAGGUGCAGCAACAACAGCCGCAACAGUUUCUGCUGCAAAUGCAGCGUGAUAUUGGUGGCUCACCGGCUGUGAUCUCCUCGCAGAGCAUUGUGACGUCACGCAGCGGCAACCACAUGAUCUAUACGACAAGCAGCGGCGAGAUCAUGACCGCGGCGGGCCAGGUGGGCGCCCAGAAGGUGACAUAUGCCAUACAGAAGAGCGCCGGUGGCAGCAGCGCCUCCAUUGGGCCCAACACGGUCAUCACGCUGUCCAACGUCAAGCUGCAGAACGAUGACAACUCAUCCUCCGCCUCGCAGCCAUCGAGUGUGAACAUCAUCAACACCGCCAGCGGGCAACAGUUGGCGGUGCACAGCAUCUCUGGCAUUCAGCAGCAGCAGCAACAGCAGCAGCAGCAACUGCAACAGGUGACAACGACCAGCACGCCGCUGAUUGUGACCACGCGCAACAACAACCAGCAGCAGCAGCAACAGAUCGUGCAGCAACAGCAGCAGCAGCCAAUCGUUUGGCGGCAGGUGAGCGGCACCAACACGGCGGUGGCCACCACAGCGGUGCUCUCCAGCACCACAGCCGAUUCGGCAACAGCGGUCGGCAAUAAGAUUGUGUGGACGAGCCGAGCCACCCAGAAGCGGCAGAACGGACCCGAAAACACAGAUAUUAACAAGCUGCUGCUGAACCGGAAGUUCUCGCAGCGCAAGGUGGGGCAGCAGGCAGUGACGCAGCAGCAGUUCCAGCUAACGAAGCAGCAGCUGCAGCAGCUGGUGCAGCAAGAGGAUGAGCUGGUGGCUAGUGGAGCUGGCGAGCAGCUGACACUGCAGGACGGAGGCGAUGCACUGCAGCAGCAACAGCAACAACAUCUGCAACAGCAGCAGCAGCAGCAACAACAUCAGCAGCUACAGAAAUUCGGCAAGGUGUUCAAAAUGUCGCCAUUCCCGCUGAUUGUGUCGGACCUCAAUCUGCAGCAGCAGACGAAUCAGCAGCAGCAGCAGCAGAAGCCCAACUCAGCAGCGGCCAUUGCGGCGAAUCACAACUACAGCCUGCAGCCGGCCACAGCCAUCAUAACCUCCCAGGCGGCGCCGCAGCAGGCCAACAAAAUCUUCCUGACCAGCAAUAGCAGCGGUGGCAGCGGCGGCAACUUCAUCGCCACCGCCAGCGAGCUGCAGGCGGCGGUGGCUGCCAGCAACGCGGGCCAGCAGAAGCUCCACUACAAGGAGCUGCCCAAUGCCAAUGUCAAGCUGAAUUUCGUGAGCACCGCCACAACGGGCAAUGCGGGCGACGCGCUGGUGACCCAGGCGUCGCAGCAGCUGGGCGCCACCACAGUGGUGCUGAAUAAGACUGGCUCACCGCUGCCCACCGCCAUUCAGCAGCAGCAGCUGCAGCAGCACCAGAAGCUCAAGACGGGCGGCACGCAGGUGCAGGUGCCCGUCUCGGCUGGGGAUAAGCGCGUGCUCUACACGAGCCUGCUGAAUGUGAAGAAGAACAACAGCGGCCAGAUGCAGAUGCAGCUCGGCGCCGCUGGACUGCAGCAGGUGUUGCGUGGACGGCUGAACAACUCGGCGAUAUUGACGCGAACCCUGCCGCUGGGCACCACGGUCAACAGCACGGGCGGCGGCGGCGGCGGUGGCGGUGGCAGCGGAGGAGGAGCAGGUGGCGUUGGAGGCACUCCGACAACCAUACGCCAGCUGGUCAGCAGCAAUGUCACCAACAAUGUGGGAGCAGUAGCAGCAGCGGCAGCGGACACCAUUGCCAAGGAGGUGGGCAAGGUGCAUGUGACUGUGGAGCAGGUGAUUGCCAGUGCCAACAAUGGCGGCGUUGUGUUGCCUACCACCACCAAUAACAACAACAACAACAACAACAGUAAUAGUAACAAUAACAACAACAACAGCAACAGCAAUGCAAAUAGCAGCAGCAAUAACAACAACAAUGGCAGCGGGACAGGCGGAGGCGGCAUAAACGCAACAACGAGCAAUGUGAACGCGACUCCGACGAUAAACAGAUGAGACGCGGACGGCAGCUAACAUCC